Anneissia japonica is the source of this 1360-nucleotide messenger RNA. Its product is annotated as serine/threonine-protein phosphatase CPPED1-like. The record is from RefSeq and is a predicted model, not a curated record. Gene Ontology annotation, molecular function: hydrolase activity. The coding region runs from base 101 to 985 and encodes 294 amino acids. The transcript has 5 exons. NCBI's taxonomy places the organism in Eukaryota, Metazoa, Echinodermata, Crinoidea, Comatulida, Comatulidae.
UCGGCUAGUGUGUGGUCAUAUCAGCGUGUGAGCGUGACGCGUUGUAUUUGGCAAGCAGGCAGCCUACACAAAGCUAGUGAAAAGUACCCGUGUUUCCAAAAUGGCUGUGGACGUUACCGUUCGAGCGAACAAUCGUGUAAUUGAUGGUUUACAAAAGGAAAAUGAAGGUGACUGGGAAGGCGGGUUCUGCUUUAUACAAGCGGCGGAUACACAGUAUGGGAUGAUUGACAGCUACGAAGAUAACGGAGAUGGUACACGAUGGGAGAAAGAAAGGCUGCUUACCAGGGAGGCUAUACGUGGAGCCAAUCGGAUGAUCCCAAAGCCAAAGUUUUUCAUUGUUUGUGGUGAUUUAGUUGAUGCAAUGCCAGGUAGUCCAGUGAAAGAUGAACAGAUACGUAAUCUAAAAGAUGAUUUAAGAUUACUGGACAAUAGUAUUCCUUUAAUUUGUGUCUGUGGUAACCAUGAUGUUGGGAACUCCCCGACACAAGAGAGCGUUGACCGAUAUCGGGAAUCAUUUGGAGACGACUUCUUCAGCUUCUGGGUUGGUGGAGUUAAGUUUCUGGUGGUGAACUCGCAGUAUUAUGAAGAUUCAAGUCAAGUACCAACAUUAAAGAAGGACCAAGACCAGUGGCUUGAUCAACAAUUAGAAAGUGAGGAUUGGAAGCACCUAGUUGUUUUUCAGCAUAUUCCAUGGUUUUUAAGGACGCCGGACGAAGACGAUGAGUAUUUUAAUAUCAAUACAGAUGUUAGAUUACCGAUGUUAGAAAAGUUUCACAAAGCAGGAGUUCGCAAAAUUUUCUGUGGUCACUACCAUCGAAAUGCUGGUGGAUUCUACCAAGAUUUAGAACUUAUAGUUACCUCAGCGGUCGGCUGUCAGAUGGGCGAUCAAAAAUCAGGUUUCCGGGUUGUAACGGUAAAUGAAAAAGACAUUCAACACCAAUACUAUGAAUUGGAUCAAAUUCCAGUAAAUAUAAAAUUACACUGAUGUGAAUUGACUGAAGAAGGCUAAUUGAUUUUUAAAGCCUGGUAAACACAAAGCAGUUUGCUCAGCCAAUGGCCUCUCCUGAUAAUUUGCCCAAUGUUUCCACAUGAUUUUUAGUGAGAAUUCUGCCUCAGAGAGACAAUGAGCCAAAUUUCUAUUGGGUAUGAUAUUUUUUGUCUCGCAAGGCAAAAUUCUCACUGUGUGUGGCUGCCUAGAGCAAACAGCUUACUCACGUUUGAUGUAACAGUUAGAUUGACCAAUCGUAAUCAAUGAAUCAAGAGGCCAACCCAGUUUUGGGUUGGGCAUAGCUGUAAGGUGACAAUCAAUGACCACGUGGGUAAGCAUUUUCCUCAUUGGUAAGGAAAGCCCUUGCUAUGC